UAUUAGUUUGUUUUAAAAUAUGACGUCAAAGUGAGAAAGAGAGGGACGAGAGUGAGGGAAGAGGGCAGGGGGGGAGAACUCCGGGGUGAUACGGAGUCUAGCACUGGUAGCCAGAGGGCGGUGGCAUCUCUCCCUCUCUGCGUAAACGGAGCGAGUGGAGAAGGAGAAGGAGAGCGCGCACGGAGAGAACAGCAGAGCUUUGUGGCAGCAGCAGCAGCAGCAGCGCCGCUGACACGAGUGGAGGUACCCCGUGGCGAUUCCCACAGCUUAACCUGCGCCUUCUGACACGGACCUCCACGUCGGGGACUAGAGGCGACGCACUCCGCCACUCGUUUUCUUUCGGGGGUUUUUUUUGGGACUCGUUUGAUUAAUCAGCAGACCUUGAGGUGGAGGAAGGAACGGGAGGGGGUCCUCAUUUCCCCCGCCGCGGAGUUGCGUGUGUGUGUGUUUAUGUGCUUUACGCGUUGCCUGUAAUGGGGAGAAGUGGACAGAGAAGUGGAAUAGGACACGGGGCUUGCAGCUUGGUGAGGAUGUGUGCCACGCCGGGGAUCCUGCUCCUCGCCAUGGUGCUCGUACACCGAGGAGUCGCCCAAGUGAGAGAUGACGACGAUUUCUUGAGUCUCAGCGAACUCCCGGAGACCUUCCCCUCCGACCCUCCGGAGCCCUUACCUCACUUCCUGUUCGAACCCGAGGAAGGCUACAUCGUCAAGAAUAAACCUGUCAAUCUCUACUGCAAGGCCACGCCCGCCACUCAGAUUUAUUUCAAGUGCAACAGUGAAUGGGUCCAUCAGAAGGACCACACGGUGGAGGAGAGGGUUGACGAAAACUCAGGUCUGGUGGUAAGAGAAGCCAGCAUAGAAAUCACACGGCAGCAGGUGGAGGAGCUGUUUGGUCCUGAAGAUUACUGGUGUCAGUGCGUCGCCUGGAGCUCGGCUGGAACCACCAAGAGCCGCAAGGCGCACGUCCGCAUUGCAUACCUGAAGAAGUCAUUCGAACAGGAACCCCUAGGAAAGGAAGUGUCUCUGGAGCAGGAAGUGCUGCUGCAGUGUCGCCCCCCGGAGGGCAUUCCAGCUGCUGAGGUGGAGUGGUUGAAAAACGAAGAAAUAAUUGAUCCGGCGGAGGACAGAAACUUCUAUAUCACCAUCGACCACAACCUGAUCAUCAAACAGGCGCGUCUGUCCGACACGGCCAACUACACGUGCGUGGCCAAGAACAUCGUGGCCAAGCGACGGAGCACUACGGCAACCGUCAUUGUUUACGUAAACGGUGGUUGGUCUACAUGGACGGAGUGGUCUACGUGUAACAGUCGCUGUGGACGGGGCUUCCAGAAACGCACCCGGAGCUGCACUAACCCCGCCCCUCUCAAUGGAGGACUGCCGUGUGAUGGACAGGCCAUUCAGAAACUGGCCUGUACUACACUUUGCACCGUGGACGGGGUGUGGACCGAGUGGAGUAAGUGGUCGGCCUGUGGGACGGAGUGCACCCAAUGGAGGAGGAGGGAGUGCAACGACCCAGCACCUAAAAACGGAGGAAAGGACUGCGAUGGGACGGUGCUCCACUCCCAGAACUGCACCGACGGGCUCUGCAUGCAAAGUUCACUGUUUCAGAAGUCAACUGAGACCAAAGAAAAGAGUGAUUUGGGAAUCCCAUCGGCUCCGAGCACGGACGAUGUGGCCCUCUACGUGGGCAUCGUCAUCGCAGUGAUCAUGUGCCUGGUGAUCUCCGUCAUCGUGGCCCUCUUUGUCUACCGCAAGACGCACCGCGACUUUGACUCCGACAUCAUCGACACCUCGGCACUAAAUGGAGGCUUCCAGUCUGUUAAUAUCAAAACAGCCAGAUCAGCCGAUCUGCUGACGGCGCCUCCUGACCUGACAAAUGCAGCCGCCAUGUACCGCGGUCCGGUCUACGCCCUCCACGAUGUUUCAGAUAAAAUCCCAAUGACCAACUCCCCUCUCCUGGACCCACUGCCCAACCUAAAGAUCAAAGUGUACAACUCAUCUGGUUUGGUCACGCCGCAGGACGACCUCGGAGGAGACUUCACAUCCAAGCUCUCUCCUAAGGUGACUCAGUCUCUGUUGGAUAACAGCGACACCAUGAACCUCCGCAACCAGAGCUUGGCCCGAACGCGAGACCCUUCUUGCACCGCUCACGGAUCCUUCAACAACCAGGGAGGACACCUCAUUGUACCCAACUCUGGUGUGAGUCUGCUGGUUCCAGCGGGCGCUGUUCCUCAGGGAAGGAUAUAUGAGAUGUAUGUGACUGUGCACAGGAAGGACAGCUUGAGACCCCCUGUAGAAGACAUCCAGACAGUGCUGAGCCCAGUGGUGAGUUGCGGACCUACAGGGGCACUGCUGACCAGACCAGUGAUCCUCACCAUUCACCACUGUGCUGAUAAUGUCCAGGAGGACUGGCUCAUACAGCUGAAGAACCAACUGGCCAUGGGGGAGUGGGAGGAUGUGGUUGUGGUGGGAGAGGAAAACUUCACCACCCCCUGCUAUGUGCAGAUGGACUUGGAGGCCUGUCACAUCCUAACAGAGACACUUGGGACGUACUGCCUGGUGGGCCAGUCGAUCUGCAAGGCGGCCGCUAAGAGGCUCAAACUGGCUGUUUUUGGACCCGUGUCCUGCACAACUUUGGACUAUCAUAUCAGGGUCUAUUGUCUGGACGACACACAGGAUGCACUCAAGGAGGUUCUUCAGAUGGAGACCCAGAUGGGGGGGAAACUUCUAGAUGAGCCAAAGACCCUGGACUUUAAAGACAGCACACACAAUCUAAGACUUUCAAUCCACGAUGUGCCGCACACUCAGUGGAAGAGCAAACUCAUUGCGAAAUAUCAGGAGAUCCCAUUCUACCAGGUGUGGAGCAGCAGUCAGAGAACUCUUCACUGUACCUUCACUCUGGAGAGACUGAGCCUCGCCACCACAGAGAUCAGCUGUAAACUGUGUGUGCGGCAGGUGGAGGGGGAAGGACAGAUCUUUCAGCUCAGCAACACGUUAGAAGAGGAGGUCCAGUGCAUAGACACAUCCUUGAUGGACCCAGCCAGUAACAUCACGACCUUAGUGGGACCCAAUGCCUUCCGCAUUCCUUUAUCCAUCAGACAGAAGCUGUGUGGCAGUCUGGAUGCACCACAGACCAGAGGCAAUGACUGGAGGCUGCUGGCACACAAACUCAAUCUUGACAGGUACCUGAACUACUUUGCCACCAAGUCCAGUCCGACGGGUGUGAUCUUGGAUCUGUGGGAGGCUCAGCACUUUCCGGAUGGAGACCUGAAUGAACUGGCCGCCGUGCUGGAAGAGAUGGGUCGCCACGACGGUAGCCUCGCCGCCAUGACGACGGAACACUUCUGAAGCUCCGCGGCCGCCGCGAAAAACGACAGAGACGACGACGACUACGAAGCCAAUUCUCUACAGCGCAGGAAUGAAUUAGACGUGAGCAAAAGAAAGCGGGCGUACAGCACGGCGAUCAUGCCUGCGUGGUGACAGGCGGUGGACGCUCCAGCUGAUCACUAGAAACUAUGUGUGUAUCUUUGUGUGUUUACUAGAGCAGACAAAACCCCCACAAAACCCCCAGAACACAAACACAGUCCAUCAGGAACAGACUAAACAUACACACCGCUGGUGAAAUACCAGGUGUUUUCUCGUUGUUACCUCGUGAAAAAGAAGCAGAGAAAGGACGCAGCGGGGGAACUGACCUUGAAAACCUUUAUACGUAGGAAUCAUAAAGAAAGGAGAAGCUAAACUGAUUACAAACAAAUGGGGGGGAAGUUAGAUUGAGGAAAAAGAGGGAGUGAGUCACAGAGCAGACUCUUCAGUAAGACAAGAGUAAACUAAGGGACGGGAUAAGCUGAUUACAAAAGGGAGGGAGGACAUAAACAUGAACUGAUGGAUGAUGCAGGAAGCCGCAGGUGAUCGUCUGAACGAACACGAUGGAAAACAGAUGAUGAGAAAAGGGGGGAGUCAUCCCUCAGUGGUGAGUCUGGGCUCUGCUUGUUUGGCCAGUUCAGUUUUCUUGUCUUUAUAUCGUUUUCCUACAGAAAGCUCUGUGUAUUCUGAUUUCCAUAUGUGAGAACUUUCAAUCAAGGAUGUUGAUGUUUUCACCGUGAUGUUUGAAUUAGUUUUAUAUUGAGCGUCGAGUUGCAGAUAUGAAGCGAUGUGGGCGAGAAGUACGAAGUACUAAGGGCAUCUGAACUCACGGUCCACUUGCCUUCAACUUGUGCCUCUGAUUGUCUUUAAAAAGACCAAAUGUGGCAACACUCCUGAUGGAUUCAAGUUAACACAUAUUUCCUGUUUUGCAUUUUUAGCAGUGUAUGAUUCGGAAAGCGUUCUAAAACUCUUUAGCGGUUUAUUCAGGAUUUCACCCACAAUAAACAGAUGGGAACAGAUAGAAACUGCCAGAAAGUCAUUCUCAUACAUAGAAUAUUUUAUGUUUAUUUUUUUGGCAUCAGCAUUUACUAAUUUAAUUUUGUGUUAGCUGCUGCUCCAGUUGGUGAUUUGGAUGAGGCUGUAAUGCAGACGCAGUGGGGGCGGUUUCCAGCUAUGGCGAUGACAUUUGGUUAAUCUCAACCUCCAUUCCAGUAACCGGCUUGUUUCUGGUCCGACUCAGAAAAUACUAAAAGGAAACAAAAAGGGGGUGAACUAGAAAAUAAAACACUAGUAUUUUUAAAUACAGCGAUCUACAAACUACCAUGGUAUUAUGUGAUAGUGCGAUUAAUAUCAUUCAUUACCGUUAAAUGUAUGUAGUAUUCUGAUUUUAUCCAACAUUUUAACGUACUAUAAUGCCUAUGAAUAUGCAUUUCUGACAGUAUUUAUGUCUUCUAUCACCGGAUACGAGAUGCAGGCCUGGUGUGGUUUAAUUUGUGGUCACCAUCAUGUCUUGAUUAUGGUCACUAGCACCAUCCAGUGGCUUUUGGAGAAUAACAGCAUUUACAUUUUUUUUUUCUUGUCUGAAAUGUGUAAAUACAUUAUUAUCAUGUUCAUUCUAAUGACCUCUUAUUAUCAUAAUAGUGUUUUUCGGUUGUCAUUUAUGUAUUAUUUACUUCCUUAUUUUUCUUGGCACAUUUAUCAUUUCGUAGGUGUGAACUGUAUGUAACGUAGCAGUUAGCUGCCUUUAUCUAAAACAAUGUUCCGUCAGCGACUCACAUUCCAACUCGUGCUGUAUUUGUGGAAAAAGUUACAUCUCAAAAUACCAACUCAAGGAGCCUACUGUAUGUAAAAUGAAGUGUAACAUAUUUGUGUUUUGCUGAGCAUCUUGUGAGGCAGGGCCGGUCUUCAGAUGAACGCGUAGACACAGGUCAAACAGUGUCUUACUCAAAGGUUCAACUCCAACAACCAGCUUGGAUGGAGGCCUUAUUUUCUGUGACUUUCAGGGCUUUCAGAUGGCUGUGGACAGGAAUUCUAUUCACUACAUAGAGGACAAAAUUAACUUUCAGUACAAAGGGAGUACGUGUAAAAUAUAGAAAAUCUGGAGUUAGGAUUUUCUGCUCCAAACCGCGGAGAGACGCCAUAUGAAACGGAACGAUGGGUGUGUGAGAGACGCUGAGGAGGAUAUUGUAAAGGCGACAAUGUGGACCUCUUUGUGCCGACUAUCAUCUCGCAGCUGAACUUUGAGACAAAAAAUUUGACAUUGAUUCCCUAUAAAUAUGGACCUAAAAAAACAGGGGACCUAUUGUACCUGUGUAGAACCAGACAGGUGAUGGAGGCCUCACGGACAGUCUUAUUAAUGAAAUUAUAAAAGGUCAGACGACGGAAUGGAUGUUAUGUAUGCUGACUAUCAAAGGCUGCAACAUUAAGUAAUCAAUUCAGAACUUUUCAGAACAAAAAAAUCAACCCAAGGUUCAUGACAGUGUCUCAUUCCUACAAUGUGAUCAUCAACAUCUCUUAUUCACUCAAAUGCAGAAACAACAAUCCAGAAACUGCGAGGAGAGGAUUACAAGUUACAGUGUAACCAAAGUGAGAUGCGAGUGUUGAAUUUAGGAGCAGAAGAGAUCAAUGUCACAUGUCGAUGGCAAACGUUAGGCCUCCAGAAGGCGAUUCGUCUUGAUCUGCAAAUGAAGAAAGUAUGUAAAAAAAUAUUUUGUAUCCACAAUAUGUACAGUUGUGUACUGUCAGCUAUAUUUGGCAAAUCUGAGAAGAUAAAAAAGAGCAGUACAGUUAGAGACUAGUUUGUAUGUUUCUUUCUUUUUUGUAAAAGCAGUGUCUACUAUGCAAGCAGUUUAUAAGUCUAUAACUAGAGCUGUGCUAGUAAGUGCAUUUUUAUUUUACUAUCAGGGGUGAUUUGAUUUUGUUAGUGUCGGGUGGUGAUGGUUCACUUUUGCUAAUUUUGGCACGCUUCAUUAAUCUUGCUCAAUCUUGCUUGAUGCUCGCCGCUCUAUCUCCUCUAACUGUUUUCUGUACAAAGUGUAAGAAAGAAUUUUUAAGACAAUUAAUAAAUUAUAUUUAUAAGCAAUGCUGAA
Messenger RNA from Pungitius pungitius (ninespine stickleback), 6451 nucleotides. Its product is annotated as netrin receptor UNC5C-like. The record is from RefSeq and is a predicted model, not a curated record. The coding region runs from base 474 to 3347 and encodes 957 amino acids. Gene Ontology annotation, cellular component: membrane. Gene Ontology annotation, molecular function: protein binding; netrin receptor activity. The transcript has 18 exons. Gene Ontology annotation, biological process: axon guidance; netrin-activated signaling pathway. Lineage: Eukaryota; Metazoa; Chordata; Actinopteri; Perciformes; Gasterosteidae.